Molecule: messenger RNA, 1464 nt
Organism: Exophiala spinifera
Lineage: Eukaryota; Fungi; Ascomycota; Eurotiomycetes; Chaetothyriales; Herpotrichiellaceae
Exons: 6
Coding region: 1-1464 (487 amino acids)
Biological process (GO): transmembrane transport
Cellular component (GO): membrane
Molecular function (GO): transmembrane transporter activity
Source: RefSeq, a predicted model, not a curated record
AUGUAUCCAAACGCCCAAGAUCUCGAGUCCAACGAAAAGGUGGCAUCUCCAAAUCAAGUCGAUUGCAUCGAGCAUAGCCAGAGUGUGGACGUGGAGGAGCGCAGGGCCCUGGAGAAGGCAAUCUUGAGGAAGCAAGAUGUGCGGAUUGUUCCUAUCUGCGCGACAAUCUUCUUGUUGGCCUAUCUUGAUCGCUCCAACAUAGGCAAUGCUCGAUCUCUGAAUGCCAAAGAAGGUGAUGAUCUCCUAACAGAGACGCACAUGACUACGUAUCAAUACACCAUCGCUCUCAUGGCGUUCCUGAUCGCUUAUGCCGUCUUCGAGGUGCCAUCCAACUAUAUGUUGAAGAAGAUUCGACCAAGCCGGUGGAUUGCCUGUCUCAUGUUCGCCUGGGGUAGUUUGACGAUGGCCUUGGGUGGUGUACAUUCCUACGGCUCCGUGGUUGCGGUACGCUUUCUCCUCGGCAUGGCUGAAGCCGGACUUUUUCCUGGCCUGGUCUAUUACCUGACGUUCUGGUACCGCUUGGACGAGCGGUCGAUCCGCGUUGCCUUUGUCUAUGCAUCUGCCACCUUGGCCGGCGCCUUUGGUGGAGCAAUUGCUUUUGGCAUUGGACACAUGCAGGGACUCACCAGUCUCUCGGCGUGGAGAUGGCUAUUUAUACUGGAAGGAAUCCCCAGUGUUCUAUCCUCGCUAGUGGUGUUUUGUUUCUUGCCCGAUUUCCCGGAGACCGUGUCCUGGUUGACGCCCGCCGAGAGACAGCUGGCGGUCGAACGACUGGCAGUCGAAGGCUCGCAUCAGCACGACAGCAACUUGACUUGGGCGCAAGCAAAGAAGACACUGACAGAAUGGCGGCUCUAUGCGCACUAUUUGAUCUAUUUUGGCAUCUCGGUACCCUUCUCCUCGCUGUCACUCUUCUCGCCCAGCAUUGUCCUAGGCCUUGGUUACGCAAAUCUGGAGGCUCAAUUGAUGACGGUCCCUCCCUACGCAAUUGCCUAUGUAUUCACGAUUGUCAUCUCGUGGUCGGCCGACCACUACAAUGCCCGAGCACUUCAUUCCGCCGUAAUGGCGUUCAUCGGUGCCUGUGGAUUCGUCGCAUCCGCCCUAUUGCCUGUACACGCUUACAAUGCACGUUACGGUUGUCUGAUUGUGGCUGCCACGGGAGCCUUCUCAUGUAUUCCACCGCUUCUUGGCUGGCUUUCGUCCAACCUCCGCACCACCGCUGCCGCUGGUCUCGCCAUUGCUCUCAAUAUAUCCAUCGGCAUUCCCGGUCAAAUACUGGGGGUGUGGAUCUACACAGAGAAGCAAGCCAAAACUGGGUAUACUACCGGUCACUGGACAAAUGCAGGUAUGCUGUUUUUCGUGACAGUAACCUCCAUCGCUAUGACGUUCUAUUACCAGCGUCUCAAUCGAAAGCUUGCAGCUUCACCUAACACCUCCGGAGACACCACUCGAUAUUUUGUGCUCUAA